AUGCUCCUGUCUACCGCCGCCUUCCUUCUGCUCGGCGCCUUGCAGCCAGCCCUCGCUGAAAACAACAUCUGGAGCGAGUACCCUUUUUACGAGUCACACUAUGUCACGUUUGAAAUCGAGAAUCCUGGAUGCCCGGCUCAAGACGUCUGGGCUGGUGUCUGGAACGUCAUCAACAACAAGUUCGCCGUGUCUGAAGCCAAGGCUAAGAAACAAGUGGACCUCAACAAGUACUAUGUUGGCUUUGAAAAUGCUAAGGUCGGCAUCGGCAACUUUACAGUUGGCUUUUGGUGCAACGGUCAGCAAAAACCCUUUUUGACCUCGAAGAAGACGUUUGAGAUUGCCCAGCCGGAGCCCGAACCAGAGAACAAGAUUCUCGACCACGGUCAGGCGGGCAACAACUACAUAUUCCAGAUCGAAAUCCUAGAUGGCAUGUGCGAUGGCAAAGCUAUUCGGGGGGGCAUCUGGAGGACCGAAGACGUCGAACUCCCACUUCAACAAAAGGCCGACUUUCCAAUUCUACUCGCGAAGACGUGGGCGUGGGUAGAUCUCGACGAAUUGGACAGUGCUGUAUUCAACAUCACCAAAAUCCGCAAGGACUACAUGAUCACGGGCACUUUCAAAGCGGCAUUUUUCUGCAAUGGUCGAUAUUCCCCCCUCCUGGUCUCGGAGGCGUUCGAGAUCAAGUAA
Messenger RNA from Metarhizium album ARSEF 1941, 687 nucleotides. RefSeq lists its product as uncharacterized. The coding region runs from base 1 to 687 and encodes 228 amino acids. The record is from RefSeq and is a predicted model, not a curated record. The transcript has a single exon. NCBI's taxonomy places the organism in Eukaryota, Fungi, Ascomycota, Sordariomycetes, Hypocreales, Clavicipitaceae.